CUCCGAAGUCGAUGCAUUGGUUUAUCACGGCUUUCGGCACAUGAUGAUAAGAUAUCAGAGUGAUCAUGUCCACAUUCUUAACCGCCAAAGAUAAUCGCAGGGGGACUCCGAAGUUUUCGUGAUUUUCUAUUGGUCGCGUCGAACAAGUGCCGACACCAGGCCCUGUUUUGGAUUGCGGGUAUUUUAAGCGCAUUUCGACCUCGAUUCUCCUCUGGGCUGGUUGAUACACUACGAUGGGAAAGGGAGCAGCCAAAAUCUCCGGGCGUGUCUGGAUAGUUGUUGCAGUCGCUGCAUGCGUGCUCAUUGUCGCCAUCGGAGUAGGUGUGGGUGUGCCGCUGGCCCGCCGGGCGGCCGACAGCAGCACGUCGUUGUACCGGGCUAAGGAGAUACUGAAGAAAUACCCUCUUGUUGAUGGGCACAAUGAUCUGCCUUGGGGUUUUAACAAAUACGCGCAGAAUCACGUUAGGAGCGUUGACUUGGAAUCGGACCUCAGGGUCACUGCCAAGUGGAACGUGACCCAUACAGACAUCCCUAGACUGAGGGAGGGCCUCUUAGGAGCACAGUUCUGGGCAAACUAUGUGCCCUGUAGCGCUCAGUACAAAGACGCCACAAAGCUGGCAUUGGACCAGAUGGACACCAUCAAGAGAUUCGUAGCCAUGUACCCCGAUACAUUUAAGUUUGUUACUACAGCGCAAGGAAUUCUUGAUGCGUUCGAAGAGGGUAAAAUCGGCAGUCUGAUUGGCCUAGAAGGUGGUCACAUGAUCGACAGUAGCUUGGCAACCCUCAGGAUGAUGUAUGAUAUGGGUGUACGCUACAUGACCUUGACCCACAGCUGUAAUACUCCAUGGGCUGAUAACUGGUUGGUGGACACCCCAGAUGAGCAACCACAAUUUAAUGGCCUGACAAAGUUUGGAGAGCUGGUUGUAAAAGAGAUGAACCGGAUUGGCAUGCUGGUCGAUCUGUCCCAUGUGUCUGUAGAUACGAUGAUGAAAGCCCUGGAGAUCGCAGUGGCGCCGGUCAUUUACAGCCACUCCUCCGCCUUUGCCUUAUGUAACAGCAGAAGAAAUGUACCCGACGAUGUCUUGAAACUUGUAGCAGACAAUGGUGGAGUGGUGAUGGUGAAUUUCUAUAGUAAUUACAUCAACUGCGGCCCGGCGUACAACCAAACUUUAGCAAAUAUCUCGCAGGUCGCAGAUCACAUCGAGCAUAUCAAGAAUACUGCGGGCUCAGACCACGUGGGAAUAGGGGCGGAUUACGAUGGUGUUGACGUCCUCCCAGAAGGCCUCGAGGAUGUGUCGAAAUACCCUGACCUCUUCGCCGAGUUGAUAGACAGAGGAUGGAAUGAUGAGGAUUUACAGAAACUCGCCGGCAAGAACUUGGUGCGCGUCUUCAAGAAAGCCGAGGAGGUCCGUGAUCAGAUGGCCCAAGGCACCCAGAAGAAGUAUCCAGAUGACACGAGAAUCGACCCAUCCGAGUUAAAGAAUACAACUUGUCACACGGAUCAACCAGUUUAGAAUGUUUUAUACAAAUUUGUUCAAGUGGUGUGGGACGGCUUUGAUAUCCUUCCAAGUGAAAUAUCCAACUCUUUACCCCAAAUUUAAUUUAGGCUAAACUUGCGCUGUUUUCGAAUGGGGGAAUUGUCUCUUAUGACAGAAUUAUUGGGAUUGAAAAGGUAAAUCAAAAACAUGUAGUGAAAUGAUCUAUUGGGUGUUCGGUGAACAGUACUUGAGACCAACUGCAGCAUGGUAGAUAUAUUGUAUUUCAACAGGAU
Lineus longissimus is the source of this 1771-nucleotide messenger RNA. Its product is annotated as dipeptidase 1-like. Gene Ontology annotation, biological process: proteolysis. The record is from RefSeq and is a predicted model, not a curated record. The transcript has 10 exons. Gene Ontology annotation, molecular function: metallodipeptidase activity. Bases 234 to 1514 code for a protein of 426 amino acids. Lineage: Eukaryota; Metazoa; Nemertea; Pilidiophora; Heteronemertea; Lineidae.